Dermacentor andersoni is the source of this 1313-nucleotide messenger RNA. RefSeq lists its product as uncharacterized. Gene Ontology annotation, cellular component: nucleus; cytoplasm. The record is from RefSeq and is a predicted model, not a curated record. NCBI's taxonomy places the organism in Eukaryota, Metazoa, Arthropoda, Arachnida, Ixodida, Ixodidae. Gene Ontology annotation, biological process: response to heat; protein refolding.
GUGGCGCUCUAUGCGUUACUGCCUACACCUCUACCUGUGGCAUCAGCAUCAGUAUCGUACCCACGUGCCCACGUUACAGCCCGCGCGGUUUGUGUGAAUCGGUUGCAUUGUGAUACACCGAACGCACGUGUUUGACCUGUCAGCCAUGGCUCAGAUGAGUGAUUCAACAGUAAAUUUUUUAAUCAAAUACAUGUCCGUGACCACUAAAGUAGACUGGUUGCGGGUGUCCAUGAUUGUGGCUGCAGAUGUAAUCAACGAAGAGCGGAAGCGGGAACGCGAAGCCGCCCAACAAAUCUCAGAACGACGACGUCAGUCCGCUGUGCGUCAGGCGGACAAGAAAACUAAGCAGACGACCACGGAUCGCAUUUCGAGCUGCCCGAGUCUGCGUGGCGCCGCGCACUCCGGCAGCCCUCGCAAGCGUCCACGGAGCCUCGGUGAAGAAGGCACGUGUUCACCGGACGACUCCAAGUUCAUUGUGAACCUCGACGUUCGCGGCUACAAGCGUGAGGAAAUCUCCAUCAAGGCAGUCGGCGACCGCGUCGAGGUGAGCGCGAAGCACGAGGAAGGGAGCGAGGACGGUUCUAACUACGUGAAGCACGAGUUCACUCGGCGGUUCACCCUCCCCGAAGGAGUGAAAGCCGAGACGGUCACCUGCGCCCUGUCAUCGUCCGGCGUGCUGGCCAUCGAAGCACCUAAGCCGAAGCCUCCCAGCAAGAAGCCGAAGACGAUUCCCACCGCUGUUCAGUCGUCGGUCUAGUAAGGAGGCGGAAAAACCAGAAGGCACCACCAAAGCUGCACUGGCGUCGUGAAUAGAACAUUCCUGCAUUUUGUAUUGUCAUCUUUAGGAGCACGUCUUUCCGUUCGCAAUGUGCGUCCACAUUCCGCAACUUCAACAUCACGUAUCUUGCAAAGUAAAAUGUGUAUUUUAUCCCAAAUGCAGCUAGCAGCAUUGUUCUUUAUUUCUGCACCUGACCGUAAAGUUGCUGCUGGCGGACAGGCUCAAAAGGCUUAAGAGCUAGGCCUUCAGCUAUAACAAUUUGCGAGAAAAGUUUUUUCUUCUUCCUUCUUUCUCUCUCUCUCUUUUUGCAAUGUGCAUUUCCUAUGUCGAGCUGUGAACACAUACAUGCAGUGAAUGCUUGCAGUACUACCAUCUCCCAUCGCUUCGAUCGCUAAAUUCCAGAGCAAUAAAUGUUGAAGUGGCUAAGAAGCUAAACUUUUUAGUAGAUUUGGUGCUGUAAAAACUUGCGGUUGGCUGUACGGUAUCAUUCAGUGUCACAUUAUUUCAAUUAAAAUAUACAGGUAUGUGCAAUAUA